This is a messenger RNA of Salvia hispanica, 3369 nucleotides long. RefSeq names its product heat-inducible transcription repressor. Lineage: Eukaryota; Viridiplantae; Streptophyta; Magnoliopsida; Lamiales; Lamiaceae. The record is from RefSeq and is a predicted model, not a curated record.
CCCCUCAAAAUUGAGAUUUUUGAAAGAUCUUAGUACUACAGCACCACAGUAAUACGAGGAAGAAGACUGUAUUACUAUUAACUGUGGCAGCCUUACUCCACUUCAACUGCUCUCGGUUCAUCGCCAGAUCUGGCGUGAUUCCAUCACACCGCAAUCGGAUUCGUCGCGAACCGCCCCGCGCUUCUCGGGCGAACCGCCAUUUCCGGAUCAGAAAUAAUUAUAGUGGAAAAUGAAUUUUUUGAAGCUGAGGUCCAGCAUCAGUCAGCAAUCUGUUAAAGAGACCCAGGUAGAGGCAAAUUAUGUGUCAAAAGCUGCUAGUACAUUGGAGGGUCUGAUUGCUGAAGAUCCAUUUGGAGAAAACACAUCUUCUGAGCCAAGGUACUCAGAAAGUGAAGAAUUUGGGAAUGAGAAUGGCAUGGAAGCAGAUUCAAGUGGAAAGAAUAAUCAAGUAGACAGCCAUAUAGAUGUUACAGAAGAUGAUGGGUUGAUAGUUAUUCCAUGCAAAGAAGUUCCAGACAAUUGGAAUGAGGCAUCAGAUAUACUUUCAUUACGCUCCCUGGACCGCAGCUUUGUUUUUCCCGGUGAACAAAUCCGAAUUCUUGCAUGUUUGUCUGCCUAUAAGCAGGAUAUGGAAAUAAUCACACCUUUUAAAGUUGCUGCUGUCAUGAAUAAAACUGGAAUUGGGAAAAACUUCAAAAAACAAAAUGGGAACAUUGAAGGAGAAGCAAGCCCAGUCCCUGAGAUCGUUGUCAAAAGUUCUGAUGAUAAAGAUAAUCAAACUGAUGAAAUCAUAACAGAAGAGAAGAUUGAUUCAUGCAAGGAUGUUUCAACCGGUGAGUCUCUCCUUAGGAUGGAAGAUCACAAAAGACAGACUGAACGAUUGCUUCGAAGAUUUGAAAAUUCACAUUUUUUUGUGCGAAUUGCUGAGUCAAAUGAACCACUGUGGUCCAAGAGAAGAGCAGGAGAAAACUGUUCCGAAUCUUCCACUGCAUUUGAAGAACAACUUCUAGGAGAUUCUUUAGAAAUUGCAACUGCAAGAAAGAAGAAGAAUCCCGCUAGUGCCUCGAUUGACAAAGGAAAAUUUGAUUCACGCACAUCUGGGGGACUGGCAAGAGGUGUUGCCAAGUGCUGCUCACUUCCAAAUGGAGACAUAGUGGUGCUUUUACAAUUAAAUAUUGGCACUCAGUUUUUUAUGGAUCCAAUCCUGGAGAUUAUACAAUUUGAGAAGCAUCAAGACAGAAAUCCGAGCAUUCAGAAUCAGGAUAUUCCUACUUCUUUCAAUCGAGAUCCUUAUGGGGAAUUAUUAAAAUGGUUACUUCCAUUGGAUAAUUCUAUUCCUCCUCCAUCUCGUCCUUCACCUCCUCCAGCACUGAGUUCCAGUUCAAGUAUUCGUAGCGCAUCUGUGAAACCUGCUGUACCUAGCUCUUCAAGUUCCCAGCUCUUUUCUUUUGGACAUUUUAGAAGUUAUUCUAUGUCCUCAAUCCCUCCAAAUGCUACACCACCUGUAGCUACACCUUCUGCAGCUACAUUGCAAUCAGCUACUCCACCUGCAGCUACAUUUCAAUCAGCUACUCCACUCGCAGCUGCCACCACUCCUGAAACUAAACCUACUAUCGACCCAGAAGAUUGGAAUCAGUUCUCGUUCAAGAAGUUUGUCGGAAGUGGAAAAAGUGGAGAUGAGGGACUAUUAUCUUUUCGUGGUGUGCCACUGCAACAAGAAAGAUUUUCUGUUCGGUGUGGUUUGGAAGGAAUAUUUACACCUGGAAGAAGGUGGAGAAGAAAAAUUGAGUUGAUUCAACCUGUAGAAAUUAAUUCCUUUUCUGUUGAUUGCAACACAGAUGAUCUUCUCUGUGUACAUGUGAAGAAUGUUUCCCCCGUUCAUGCACCAGAUAUAGUGGUGUUCAUAGAUUCCAUAACGAUUAUUUUUGAAGAGGCAUCAAAAGGUGGACCACCAUUAUUUUUACCGAUUGCUUGGAUUGAAUCUGGGAACAACUGCAGUUUACCAAAUCUAGAAUUGAGGAGAGGUGAAGAACAUUCUUUUAUUCUGAAACCAGCAACUACAAUGUGGAAGCAUGGAAAGGGUCACAGUGAUGGUAAUCCACGACUGUCACGCGUAUCAGCAGCAUCUGCUUCAUCAAGCUUGCCUCACUUGAAUUCUGGUGCAAAGAAUAAUGGAUCAUCUACCGAUCAAUUUGCUGUUCUUGUUUCAUGUCGAUGCAAUUACACUGAAUCAAAGUUGUUUUUUAAGCAGCCGACAAGCUGGAGGCCUCGUAUUUCAAGGGAUCUUAUGGUUUCUGUGGCAUCUGAGAUGUCUGGGCAAGCUCUUGGAUCUGAUGGAACCCAGCUUCCAGUUCAGGUUUUAACUCUUCAAGCAUCAAAUAUGACUUCAGAGGACCUGACAUUAACAGUUCUUGCACCAGCGUCAUUUACUUCUCCUCCUUCUGUAGUGUCCUUGAGCAAUUCUCCUCUGAGUCCAGUUUCAGAUUCCAUCGAGUUAGCAAGUGAUAGGCGAGCAGAUGUUUUUUAUGGGCACAAAAUGGAAGAUAGUUCACAAUCUGUAUCUGGCAAUGAACAAACUGUACCCAUGUCUGACGUGGUCCAAAACACUGAUAUGGGUUGCAGCCAUUUAUGGUUACAGAGUAGAGUUCCUCUAGGAUGUGUCCCUUCCCAAUCUACAGCAACUGUUAAGCUUGAAGUUCUUCCAUUGACUGAUGGAAUUAUCACUCUUGAUUCUCUUCAAGUCGAGGUUAGGGCAAAAGGUCUUACUUAUGUUCCUGAGCAAUCCCUAAAGAUAAAUUCAACCUCGAGCAUUGCAACUGGUAUACUUUGAGGUGCCUGUUUUGUUCAAGUUCAUUUGUUUUCAUCGUUCUGGCACGAAGACACAAAUUGCAAGAUGGCUCUGGCUUGUUGCCAGUUUCUCUGUUGAUAUGAGCUUUAAAAUCUGGUCGGGUCAGUUUCUCUACCUAAGCCAGCUACCGAACAAUCUCUUAUGUGAAAACCUCACCCGGUCUAUUUUUCAUACAUUUAGAGAGUACAGGUCCAUACAUCCCCGUAAAGAGUUCAUUGUGCUCCUUAUUAUAGGAAUCAUUUCAUACAUGUUUUGAUUUGAUUUGAGAUGUAGCUAUGUAGUUGAGGUAGACUUAGCGGGAACUAUUGCGCAUUUCUUUCAGCCGUAGAUUUGUGCGAAAAAUUGCUUUGCGUUUGAGAUUAUAUUGUUGUUGUCAACUAUAGUCUCCUCCAUCAGUGUGAAACAUGUAAGCAUAUUUUGUAUCUGAUUUUCUUGUAAUCCUUGAAAUGUUACAAUUUAUAGACAACGAAACUGUUGCUGUUUUCAUGCUUGUAGGAAAUUUUUAUUUAUCACUCCCCCUA